Molecule: messenger RNA, 1365 nt
Organism: Neopsephotus bourkii (Bourke's parrot)
Lineage: Eukaryota; Metazoa; Chordata; Aves; Psittaciformes; Psittacidae
Gene: ACBD6
Product: acyl-CoA binding domain containing 6
Exons: 8
Coding region: 55-876 (273 amino acids)
Molecular function (GO): fatty-acyl-CoA binding; protein binding
Source: RefSeq, a predicted model, not a curated record
GAGGCGUGAGGGGGACCGGCGAGGCGGGCGGACCUGGGCGGGCGGCGGGCCGCCAUGGCGUCGCCCCCGCUGGCGGCGGCGGCGGUCGGUAGCGGCGUUGAGGCGAGCUCGGGAUCCGAGGAAACAGGGACGGUGCCGCUCGACCGCGACUUGGCUGCGGUCUUCGAGCAGGCGGCCGAGCGGCUGCCGGCGCUGCUGCCCACCGCCAGCAAGGAGCAGCUGCUUUACCUGUACGCCCGCUUCAAGCAGGUAAAAUUUGGAACCUGUAACACUCCCAAGCCAAGCUUCUUUGAUUUUGAGGGAAAGCAGAAAUGGGAGGCUUGGAAAGCCCUGGGAGAUACCAGCCCUCAUCAAGCUAUGCAGGAGUAUGUUGCUACAGUGAAAAAACUGGACCCCAGCUGGAAUCCACAGAUGACAGAGAAGAGGGGAAAGGAAAGCAAAACUGCAUUUGGAGGCCCAGUUGUCAGCUCAUUAUAUCAAGAAGAAACAAUCAGGGAAGAGGACAAGAACAUUUUUGAUUACUGCAGAGAAAACAACAUUGACUAUGUAACCAAAGCCAUUCAAUCAAAAAAAGUGGAUGUGAAUGCUACAGAUGAGGAGGGUCGGGCACUGCUUCACUGGGCGUGUGACAGGGGACACAAGGAGCUGGUUUCAGUACUGUUACAACAUGCUGCUGACGUUAACAGCCAGGAUGGGGAAGGCCAGACUGCACUCCAUUACGCUGCUGCCUGCGAAUUUCUGGACAUUGUGGAGCUGUUACUGAAGUCAGGUGCCAACCCCACACUGCGGGACCAGGAGGGCUGCCUGCCAGAGGAGGUAACAGACUGUAAAGCCAUCACUUCAGCUCUGCAGCAGCACACCGCUGGCAAGACCUAACCCCGCAGCCACGCAUGGCAGGGAGGACAGAGACGCUCUGCAAUAAUGCCCCUUCUCUUCCCCUGGUGCCUGCCAAAAGGCCUUGGGGGCUUGAAGGGGAGCUUUUAGAGCACAGGGUCUGGGUGGGCUGUCCAGCACCAGGGCUGGCUGGCUGAGAGUGUAUCCUGGGCAGGAUGGGAUCAGGGUUUUGCAUGCUCUGACAUUUAUCAGUAUUGGGGGGGAGGGAGCAAGGGAGGGAAAAGGGAGUCUGGAGAAGGCCUCAAGUAUUGUUUUAAUGUAUUAAAUGCAAUUACUGCAUUGGAUGUCUCACCAGAGCAGCCUGUGCUGACUGGUCAGCUCCUGUGUGGGGAGGGGAUGGCUGCUGGUCCAGGUGAGAUGUUCAUCUGUGCCCUUUGGGUUGAGUUUUGGGGGUUUGUUUUCAGUUGUUUGGGUUUUCUUUCCUGGGUCCAAGCAAAAUGUUAUAAAUAAAAAAAAAAAAAGCACAGUGUG